AUGAAUCAAGUUUCUACUUUAGCGCAAAUCUCUUCCUUCACCCAAAAUUUAUCUGUGGAAGGUAUCAAAACUGAAUUCCGUAAUUUACAAAGCAAAUUAUCAUCUUUACGUCCACCACAAGAAUUCUUUAAUAUUAAGAGCAUUUCCAAGCCACAAAACUUCGGAGAAAUUCAAUCAAGAGUCGGUUUUAAUUUGAAAUAUUACUCCACCAAUUAUGCUUUGAUCAUUGCAUGUUUAAGUAUAUACACUUUAUUGACCAACCUAUUACUAUUGUUUGUCAUUGUUUUUGUUAUUGCAGGUAUCACCGGUAUCAACAAAUUGCAAGGUGAAGACCUAAACACACCAUUCGGUUCCUUCAAGACUACUCAAUUAUAUACUGCAUUAUUAUGUGUUGCUGUACCAUUGGGUUUCUUGGCUUCUCCAAUUUCUGCCAUGCUAUGGUUGAUUGGUGCAUCAGGAGUUACUGUCUUGGGUCAUGCUUCUUUAAUGGAAAAACCAAUUGAAACUGUUUUUGAAGAAGAGACUGUUUAA
This is a messenger RNA of Henningerozyma blattae CBS 6284, 531 nucleotides long. It is a transcript of the gene YIP3, whose product is annotated as Yip3p. Lineage: Eukaryota; Fungi; Ascomycota; Saccharomycetes; Saccharomycetales; Saccharomycetaceae. The transcript is spliced from 2 exons. The record is from RefSeq and is a predicted model, not a curated record. The coding region runs from base 1 to 531 and encodes 176 amino acids. Gene Ontology annotation, cellular component: Golgi apparatus.